UCCUGUGAUUGAAUAUAACUUCCUGACUGACCCUCACAUAAACGGGCGUGCGACAUUUAAAUGGGACAUACGUAGUGACACACAGACGAACUUAAAUACUAUGGUAUGAGUAAUGGAGCAGUUUCUAAAAGCAAGUAACAAAACAAGUCAACUUUUGGCGGGAAAAGUUGCCGCAGACGGUACUUUAAAGGACGAUGAUGUGCGCAAUGACCUAUGUUCUCAGUAUAAGUUGACCACGUUGUUGGCCAUAAGUGGAUACACAAUGGAGGCCCAUAUCCUUCUUGACAGGAUUAAGAAGAACUUUAUGCAGGCAAAUGGCGAUUUUAUUUCGUACCCUGAGAAAAAUGAGAGAGGAAGAAAAAGUUCAUCAUUCCCCAUGACACACUACUGGUCGUAUAUGAAUGCAUGGAUAGCAAUGGGCGCCCAGAGAUUAGGAAGAUUCGAUAUAUCGUUUCCAGCUUUCGAAUUCUGCAAGACUUUUUUUAACCCAGAUUACAAUCUAGUCUGUGUCACAGAGGCGUUUGUUGAAGUAAAUGAUGAAUCAACUAUGGACACACUGUCUACUGCUCACUUUGGACUUCUUUCCCUCUACAUUGGCGAUUUGGAAAGAGCAAAGUUAUGCGGAGAAGGCCUACUCAAUCUAAUGGCUGCGCAACCAAACCUUGAAAACGAACUUCUUUUACGAAUGUCAGUAAAGACCGGUGAUCUUAUUGCAAACCCUCCAGAAAAUAUGGAACCUUUCUAUGUCAUAAAAAGGGAUUCACCAAAUCAGUUAUAUUUUUUCCUUGGUUAUCAUGGAAUUUUUAUGACAAAACUGUACCAAGUUACAAAAGAUCAGCGAUUUCUAGAUAGUGCAAAGGCGAUGCUUAACUUUGCUUUAGUUUGCCACGAGAGUAUAUAUACAUUCAGUUUCAGCCACAAGGUGGCGUACGCUUCAGCUCUUCUGGCAGCGGAGACGAAGGAGGAAAAGUAUCGUACGUUAACUUUAAAGAUUGGAGAGUAUUUAAUCUCUAUGCAAAGUGAGGACGGAUAUUUCUGUAAAUAUAUGGAGCCAAUUGAUAAGUAUGAUCAAUCAACAGAAAUAGCUAUUUGGUUACGAGAAAUUAAGAAUGAAAUGCAGAAAAACUAACCGUGACCUUUCCCUAUUACGACAUUUUUUAUCUCCUUGAAACUAGCGUUUUAACUACAAGUGUCAAUUGAUUUGUAAUCGUUUUUGAUGACAUAAUUCAAAAUUGUUGAGGACUUGUUUUAUACAGACAAUAUUACAUAUACGACUUGUAUACAGAAAGGAUGAUAAUAAUUCCGUUAGUAUGUGGACAUGUCAUAUAUAUUCUUGGUGAUGUGUUCUGUGUAAUUUAUGUAUGUCAUAAUCACUAUCUGUAAUAAUCACAAGGGAAAAAUAAACAAUUUAUCAACAAAUAAAGAAAUAUUUUUUAACAUUUUUGUCUGGGGUUUAAUUCACACUGAUCACUAAUGAUCAAAUGACGACUUCCCAGGAAGACCUAAUAUGCCACUCUGUGCACUAUUGUAGGCACGAGCGAUCAACAGAGAGGAACCAUCGACCUUCCGUCUUUUUGCUGCAACAUGAGAUUGUCCAAUGGGCAGAUCUUAUUCGAAUGUCUCUUUAGUUUGGCAUUGUGUUUACCUACCGGCCCGUAUCGUCUUUAUAAUUUAGUGGAAAGAUAUUUCAGUAUAUCUCAUCAAAGCAUAAACCAGGGUCUUUCAAAUAGAAUGGUCUGGAGUCGGACCAAUUUUAUGAAAAAAAGAUGUCUCGGUUGAAUCACGUGAUUAGGUUAAACUUACUUACCGACCGUCACCUGGCAUAGUACAUCACCAUUCAAAAAUCAAAUUAGAAGAUAAUGUUUUGUUAAAUUGAUCAAAAAAUACUUAGAACUUAUGCUUGCUACAUUACAUUAUCAGUUUUUACUUUAAGAUUUUCUAUUUGAAAGACCCUGCAUAAAGUAAGUAACUGAUGUUUCAUUUAUGAUAUUUUUGUUCAUUAUUUUGUAGGAAAGUUAUGUUUUAUUUUCUUUCCCAUUUCUCUUUUAUGCAGUCUUCAAACUCGUAUUUGCUUGGGCAGGAGACACAAUAUCAUUUGUCAAUUUAUUGCCAAGGUAUUUCUUGCUCCACUGGUUUCCGAACAAUUCUCAUAAUUCAGGCUUUGAAAAUUUUUGUUUGAGUUCAAACUAUGGUUGUUCUUUCUGUAUACAUAAAAGAAAGAAAAAGUCCUACAUAUUGUUAAUCCACCAUGUUAUUUUACCGAUCGACCAUUUCUUCAAAAUAUUCGUCUUUACUUUAAAGUGAAUUUGACCAUAAUGGAAGAUUUGUAACAUCAUAAAACCACGAAAGAAUUAUGUAUGGAUGUUGUUUAUGUGUGAUACAUGGUCCGAUAUUACAUAUCUUUAUAUAGCAGAUAAUAAAUUGUU
This is a messenger RNA of Ruditapes philippinarum (Manila clam), 2426 nucleotides long. RefSeq lists its product as uncharacterized. Gene Ontology annotation, biological process: carbohydrate metabolic process. Bases 113 to 1129 code for a protein of 338 amino acids. The transcript has 5 exons. Lineage: Eukaryota; Metazoa; Mollusca; Bivalvia; Venerida; Veneridae. The record is from RefSeq and is a predicted model, not a curated record.